Candida tropicalis MYA-3404 is the source of this 1161-nucleotide messenger RNA. RefSeq lists its product as uncharacterized. Lineage: Eukaryota; Fungi; Ascomycota; Pichiomycetes; Serinales; Debaryomycetaceae. The record is from RefSeq and is a predicted model, not a curated record. The transcript has a single exon. The coding region runs from base 1 to 1161 and encodes 386 amino acids.
AUGAAUGAUGAAUCAUUUAGAAAGAAUUUCAGCAUUACAAACCAUCCUUCAAGACCAAUUAGUCCUGACGUAUCUCCUAACUCGGCUCCAACAAGAAUAAAUUCUGUUAUUGAUUUAUCUAAACUUAUGAGUAAUGAAGAUAUUCAACCUAUGAAAUUAAAAUAUUCCAAUACUUCUGAAAUACCCAUUCUGAAAAUCAAUUCUCGUAUGAAUUCACAAGUUAAUCUUGCAAAUUAUGGAAACUCAAACAUGGGUUCUAAAACAGGAUCAAUGGUUGAUUUUAAAAAUUUCAUUAGUUCCCAGAAUUCAUCCAAGGAUAAUUCAACUGCCGAUUUACCUAAAUAUAUUGCAUCAUUACAAAAUAGAAGUAGGUCCAGUUCAAAUCCAUUGAUGAAUGUUAUGGUUUCGCAUAAUGCUGAUGAUUCAUAUUUCCCGUCACAUAUUGUUGGACGUGUCAAAUCACCAGAGUCAGACAUGUCUGUAGACGGAUCUAUAAGUGAACAAGAUGAACAACUUGGUAGUAUAAGUGAAGAUAAUGAACCACAUUCAGCUGAACCGAUUGGAUUAUUUGAUUCCAUGGUGGGAAGAAAUUCACCAAUUGAGCCAUUAAAUCGAGCACGUUCAUUAAAUAAAAGAAGAACAAAUAGUCCGUUAUUUGUUGCACAAACUCAAAGAAAACUGCAAUCACUGUUAGCACAGAAUUCAUUCAGUCAACUUAGUAAAAUUGCCCAAGAUCCAAUGCAAAAAUCCUACAGUGAAAGUAGAGUCAACAAGGGCUCCAAAAUCAGUAAUGGUGAUGAUGAAGAUAACGAUGAUGAUGAUCAUGAUGAUGAUGGAAGAAUGUUUUCUUUAUCUUUUAGUUCAUCAAUGAAGAAAGCUGUUAGUGAAAGGGCGCCGAUUACCAAUCGUCCAAGAACGAAUUCAUUCAAGUUGUUUCAAUCGAAUUCCAAUGAUAAACGUAAUAAUUCCUCCACUCGUUCAAUGUUUUAUAAUUUUGACAGUAGUGGAGGUUCAUCUUCUUCUGAAGAUGAUAGUGAUAGUGAUGAUAAUUAUGACAAUAAUAAUAAUAAUAAUAAUACAAAGAAACAAACUCCGAGAUAUACACCUAAUAGAGAUGAUAAAGGCACCACUGACUAUUUCUGGUUUGGUCAAAAUAGAUGA